AUGGCGACCCUCCUCCGCUUUGCGCCAUCGCCCACCGGCGCCCUCCACCUUGGCGGCCUCCGAACCGCGCUCUACAAUCACCUCUUUGCCCGCAGAACUGGAGGCAAGUGGAUUCUCCGCAUCGAGGACACCGACAGGACUCGUGCUGUACCUGGCGCCGUCGAGGGCAUCAGCAAUGCAUUGGCGUGGGCUGGCCUGGAGUAUGACUUCGGACCGUCAAAAGUCGGUCCUCACGGACCGUACUUCCAGUCAGAGCGGCUGGACCUGUACCACAAGUAUGCCGACAGACUUCUUCAGUCCGGGCAUGCGUACCGUUGCUUUUGCUCCAAGGACAAAUUGGCCGACGUUCGCGAGAGGCUGCAGCGCACCGGAUCUCGAGCCACCUAUGACAAGUCAUGUCUUCAUCUCACUGAAGAGGAGGCUGCUCGAAGGGCGCGAGCAGGGGAAAGCUAUGUAAUCAGGUUCAAUGACAGCAACCUUCCAGUCCGUCCCCCGAGCCAUGACCUUGUCUUCAGUGGCCUCAAGGAUGCUCAUGACUCAUUACCCACCGAUCCUGUGUUACUCAAGGCCGACAAGUUCCCCACCUACCACUUGGCCUCUGUGGUCGACGAUUUCGAAAUGGGUAUCACGCAUGUAGUGCGCGGAGAGGAAUGGCUCCCAUCCUUGCCUCUGCAUUUAGACCUCUAUGCGGCGCUGUCCCUCCCAAUGCCUCACUUUGCCCAUUUGCCCAUUUUGCUCAACCCAGAUGGCUCCAAGAUGUCCAAGAGAAAAGGCGACGUCCAUGUCCUCGACUACGCGCAACGCGGAUGGGAACCGAACGCCGUCCUCAACUGGCUAGCCCUCGCCGGGUGGGGAGCUCAGCGAGCUUCCACAGGGUCAACAUCACAUCCAAGCGCAGAUGCUCCUAGUAGUACACAGCUCAUGUCUCUGGAGCAGUUGAUACAGCAGUUCGACUUCAAUAGCCUCACCCAGCGCCGCUCGAUCCUGGAUCCUCUGAAACUAGAACAUAUCAACAAGCAUCACUUAAUGCAGCUUAUGUUGACUCCUCACGGUCUCAAUUCAUCGGCUCAGCGUGCGCAACCCUUCGUACAGAAGGCUUUUCCCAACAGUCCGUUCACCUCGGUCCCGUACCUUGAGCGAGUCGUAUUCACCCUGCAGGGCCGCCUUACCAACCUUUCUGACGUCCCGUCCCUGGCCCCAUACCUCUUUGAGGAACCCGACUACACCGCUGAAGAAGCGCAGAAGAUGCUUCGAACGGUGAGACAACGAGUGGGCCUUACAGAUGCGCAAUACGCGGAAGUCAUUUCUGAUUUGAUUGUGCGCCUUCGUCAAGCUUCCACAGGCUGGGACGCGAGUAGUCUUGCACAGAUGCUACAUGACGGACAGGCGACGUCGGGAUUGGCUCCCAAGGACUUCAUGCCCAUCGUAAGACACGCCCUCACAGGCACGAAGAGUGGCCCCGCAAUUGCUGAUACCAUGGCAGUCUUGGGGCCUGAGCGGACCAUUGCGCGACUCGAGAGGCUGGCGAAGUGA
This is a messenger RNA of Epithele typhae, 1533 nucleotides long. RefSeq names its product glutamyl-tRNA synthetase. The record is from RefSeq and is a predicted model, not a curated record. The transcript is spliced from 13 exons. Gene Ontology annotation, biological process: glutamyl-tRNA aminoacylation. Bases 1 to 1533 code for a protein of 510 amino acids. Lineage: Eukaryota; Fungi; Basidiomycota; Agaricomycetes; Polyporales; Epitheliaceae. Gene Ontology annotation, molecular function: ATP binding; zinc ion binding; glutamate-tRNA ligase activity.